Molecule: messenger RNA, 2275 nt
Organism: Hypoxylon trugodes
Lineage: Eukaryota; Fungi; Ascomycota; Sordariomycetes; Xylariales; Hypoxylaceae
Exons: 4
Coding region: 267-1982 (571 amino acids)
Source: RefSeq, a predicted model, not a curated record
UUCUAGAUUUCCUCUCAGACCUAAUUGACGGAGCCUUCCACGAGUUUGAAAAAGGCCCUGCGAAAUAUAAUAAUACGUGGCGUUGGUUUAUCCUUAUUACCUAUUUGUGGAGUACCUGGCACCGCUGUCUCGCCUUGCAUUAUUGAGUUCUUCAAGAUAGUCUGGAGACGGGAUUUGACUACACUGGUUUCGGAGAACUUGGACUCAGUCCAAAUAGGGGAUCGUACCUCCUUUUAGACUCGCUUCAAACAAUUAAGUCACAAUACAUGUGUAGCCUGGCAUAUCAGAUUCUACAUCGAAGCAGGUCAACGUUUCUACUCGAUCUUCGGCAUUUCCAUCAGAGGUUUACUGGCGUAUUUGGCGAGAGAUCAGGAAGAUGCAUUGGUAACAAGGCAUGCUCCGGACUAGGACCCGACGAUUGCAAGAGAAUCAGAGGAGCCAAAGUUGUAGACCAAAGCCAACACGAUCUCUCCUGUACGGAUCGACAGGCAUGCAAUCGAAUUAAAUGGGACAAGUCAUCCUAUCUGACGGUGUCCGGGGCACGCGCUGUAUCGAUCAGUAGCACGUCUGAUCAAUUACGUUAUCAGGCAGCCGAUACAGCAACCUUAGCGAUUUCCCAUGUGUGGAGUCAUGGUCAAGGAGGUAGACCGGAAGAUGGAUUGAAUCAAUGUCUCCAUCAAAGGUACUGCAAUAUCGCAAAGAAAUUCAAUUGUACUAGUUAUUGGAUUGAUGCUGCCUGCAUCCCCUGCGACCAUAUUCUACGUCGAGAAGCUAUCCUAACCAUUAACCAGGUCUUCUCAACUAGCCACGCAACAAUACUAUGCGACCGGGAUGUAAUGGAUAUUGACAUCUCAAUCAUACAAGAUGAGAGCGAUACUUCCGACGCUAGUGUGGCUCUUAUGGAAUCCAUCCUUACCAUAGUCCUUGUUUGUGAUUGGAAUGUGAGGGCUUGGACGCUACUAGAGGCCUUGCGUGGCAGAAAAAACAUCCAACUUCUAUGUAAGUCAAGUGGUGACAACAGACUGAUUUCAUUAACAGAUAUACUCCGCAACGUGACAUACCAUGGGGAUAUAAGCAUAUCAAUACUUCUCCUGACGAACCACCAUUUGUUCCCAGCUCCAGGAGUCUACCACUGGAUUAAAUUCAAAACUUCAAGUCGAGAGCUUCCAUUCCAAAGCUCUACAUUUGAUAGUUCUCACGAUGCUCAGCUCACCGCAGGACGUAUGGGGCGCGGUUUUAUCACGGUUUCUGAAGCCGCUUCGCUCUUGGGCCAAAGGUUCGCUUCCCGCCCCGGGGAUGAUGUAAUCAUAUGGAGUCUUCUUGUCGACGACCCUGUACGCGGAAAUGCCGAGGAUCUAUGGACUAGAGGGAAAGAUGGGACGCGCCUCGAUCAAGUUGUUUAUACUGGUCAUUUGCUCUCAAGCGUACAGAGGCUCCCUCCAAAAAGUUAUCCCCGAAACCCAUCAUGGGCACCUAAGCAGCCAGGCCCAUAUCUUGCAGCCAAUGAAAAAUCCCCUAUAUCUAUACUAUACCCUCCUUACGACGGUAGUCAGUCACGAGUUGGUACGAUCGAGAUUAAGGGGUUCGAGAUAAAAUAUCUCCGUGCUAAUUGGGGAGUCGCAAGUAUUCGCUUCAAGAACAAAACCGCUUCGUCAUAUCGUGGUAUCCAUAGCUCAGGAAAACCCAUGGACAAUGAGCCGAUACCAGAUAAGUUAGGAGAGUACUUUGAAGGCUGUUACGACGGUAUACUACUUCACCCCUUGCAGCGAGUAGGUGCACAAGGGGAAGUAGAAGGCUUUGAAGAAUCUUAUGCGAACAUCUAUGGAGGUUAUAGAAGCAUUACUAAAGGACUCCUACUUGCGGUAUGUGGGAGAAUCCGUAUGACCUCCAGCGAAGGGACGUGGACAUGGCUGGGGGUAAUUGACUGGGGAGAUGAUACCACCUUGCCGUACUUCGAGGAAAAAGAAAUCUUGCUGGAAUAAUCCGGGGAUCAAAAGCCACUGCUGAAAGAAACCCCUUUGAAGAGUCAAUUCAGGGAAGAGAUGGAUAAUUAAUCUCCAAAUCCCUGCAUAUUACGGAACAUCCAGAUCUUUAUAGGCUCGGUAUAGAACUUUUUCAGCCAAUGCUAAGACUUGAUAGGAAGAUGCGCUGGCAUCAAACAUUUGCUUAUGUAAGCCUUCUUUUCAAGUUCACCGGCAUUCACUCCCUCUUUUCGCAUAAAUACAUUCACUUCCAACGACUCGCUAUACACUUUAUACAUAUUAGCUAACUGCCC